GGAUGCCACCAGGUUGCAAUAGAGAGUGAUAAGUGAAUUUGAGGCAAAAAAAAAUCUUUGCGAUAAGUGUACAAUACCGCACCUCAAAAACAGAUGGUGUGACAUUUGUAAUACGGCAUAUUGUACUGUUUGCACUUAAGCCUGUUUGUGUAACUCAGACAUAUGUGUGCAACUACUAGAGGCGUGAUUAGAUGAGGUCUGAGGUUGACCCCGAUGUUUGGGAUCGUGGAGUUUUCAUGAGACACAAUUCCAUAAUCAUUCAUUUUAAAAAAUCGGAUCUUUUUAUUGUCUUUUUUUUGAGCCAGCAUGUGUUUUUGCUUUCCACUCAAAUAACCGUUUCUCGUGUGUUUUUCUAUGUCAAACACACUGUUAUGCUAACCGAUUUUUUUCAUUCGAGCUUGCUGUAUGCUUUUGCCUCCAGCUAAGCUGCCCAUUAUUGACCUCUUUAAUAUUUAUUUAUUUAUUUAUUUUUAAAAUGGUCUCUUACUGCUGUCAUGUGCAAACAAAGUGAGUUGAGUUGACAAAGUGAAGCCGUGCAUGAUUAUAGCUGCACAACACAGAGGAAAGAGGGACGAUAACACGUGGUUCUUCUUUUGUCAGUAUGAAGAUCCAAGAAGUGAAGCUCGUCAAUAAAAGCCUGGAGGAUGAAAUGGAAGUAUGGGGAUACCGACUUUGCCAUUGGAAAAUGAUCCUGGUGGGCAUAGGUACCCUUCUCUCCGGUGGUCUCUUGCUCCUGCUCCUCUACUCUUUGCCCGAGUGGGGCGUCAAAGCCACCUGCACGCUUACCUCUCUGAGGAAAGCACAAACACUGCUACUCAGGACCACGGAUGAUUCCAAGCAAUGGUUUCGCGCCGAAGUAAAAGUGAUGGCGGCUCCUGGGAAGACCCCCUUUGAUAAUGUGGAUCAUCAAUCCAAAGCUCAGAUGGAUGGCGAGGACCACAAAAUCUCCCAAAGUCUUCCACGUAAGGAGCGGUUCAGGAAAUCCUCAAAUACAAAGUUUGCAAAGGUCCGUUAUUUUACCCACCACAGCAUUAAGUAUUACUGGAAUGAAGGGAGCCAGACCUAUGAAUCAUUUAAGGGUUUGGAAGACGCCAAGGUGAAGUGUGCAGCAAUCCACACUGACCACAGCUCUGGACUCACAAAAUCACUCCAAAAGUACAGAGCAUUGUUUUUUGGUGAGAAUGUGAUUGAUGUAAAAAAUCCAUUUUCACCAAAACACUUCAUCAAAGAGGCCCUGAAUCCUUAUUACAUCCUGCUGUUUGCCGCUUUCAUUCUGUGGUUUAUUGAGGGCUAUUACCACUAUUCAUUGGCCAUCCUUCUAAUGGCAGUUAUUUUAAUAGCCGCUUCUUUUUACAACAUUCGAAAGAAUCAUGUAAAACUCCACAAGAUGGUAGAAGCACAUUGUAUGGUUCGCGUUUCAGUAUGCAGAGGGAAUGAAGGAAUCGAACAGGUCACUUCGACCGAGCUUGUGCCCGGUGAUGUCAUCACUAUUCCGGCCAAUGGGAUGAUCAUGCCCUGUGAUGCUGUGCUCAUCUGUGGCACUUGCACUGUUGACGAGAGCAUGUUGACAGGGGAGAGUGUACCUGUGACAAAGAACAGUGCACCAAAUUCAGGCGAGGAUGCUGAGAGGAUCUACGAUACAGAAAAACACAGACACUACACACUCUUCUGUGGCUCACAUGUGAUUCAAAGUCGUCACUAUGGUGCCGAGCUGGUGAAAGUGGUUGUAGUGAAAACAGGCUUCAGUACAAAAAAGGGUCAGCUUGUGCAUUCCAUCCUCUACCCGAAACCCACUAUCUUCAAACUGCACCGUGAGGCCACACAGUUCCUGAUGUGUAUGGGAGUGGUGGGAAUGAUUGGCUUUGUCUACUCCAUCAUUAGCAAUGUCAUAAAUGAGCUUCCUGUUCACACGAUCAUCUUUCAGGCUUUCAACAUCAUCUUCAUUGCUGUGCCUGUGUUCUUACCUAUGACAUUGACUGUUGGUCUUGUGCAUGCACAGCGGCGCUUGAAGCGAUUCGGCAUCUCUUGUAUCAGUCCGCAAAGAAUCAACAUCUCUGGUCAGCUGAACCUGGUUUGCUUUGACAAGACUGGCACCCUCACUGAAAACAGUUUGGACCUGUGGGGUAUGCAGAGAGCUGAAAAUGGCACUUUUUCAGCUCCAAACACUGAGGAGGUAAAAGGGAGUCUGGCGAAGACUUCUUUUGUCACCUGCAUGGCUACCUGCCACUCAUUGACCAACAUAGACGGUAAACUCUGUGGAGACCCUUUGGACGUCAAAGUGUUCAGUGCCACCGGCUCGAUCCUUGAGGAGGCAAGUGAAAAACAAACCGGACUUUACAAUAUCAAAAUUUCCACUGUUGUACGAUUCCCACAACAGGUAAUCCUUCAACGAAGCUGUUUAUUUUCAAAAAUUUUUUUUUUGUACAACUUCAAAAGUUUGACAUUCAACUUUCAGUCUCGUGAAUUUGGCAUUGUGCGCCAGUUGCCCUUCUGCUCGGCACUGCAGAGGAUGAGUGUGGUUGUCCGGCAGCUGGGACAAAAACACUUGGACGUUUACCUGAAAGGAGCACCAGAGACUGUGGCUAACCUCUGCAAGCCGCAAACAGUUCCACAAAACUUCAUUGAGACCCUGGAAACAUACACGCGGCAUGGCUUCAGGGUUAUCGCUCUGGCUCAUCACCAACUUGAGUCGGAACUCUCCUGGUCCAAACUCCAGAGUCUGAGCAGAGAGCAGAUAGAAACUGAUCUGGACUUCCUUGGUUUGAUCAUCAUGCAGAAUAAAAUCAAAGAACAGACUGCUAACGCUUUACUCGAGUUAAGACGAGCCAAUAUUCGAACUUUAAUGGUGACAGGUGACAACAUGUUGACUGCAAUAUCAGUGGCUCGAGACUGCGGCAUGAUUACAGACCAUGAGAAAGUCAUUAUUGCAGAUGCCGUGCCUCCUUUUGCUCAAAACCCCGCCAAAAUCACGUGGCGCUACUUGGAGAACCCUACUUCUGAGAUCAGCUUUGCUGGUGACGAACUGGGCAGUAACAAUGACCCUGGCUAUCACUUCGCUGUGAGUGGCCAAUCCUUCAAUGUCAUCACUGAGCACUUUCCACAACUCCUUCAAAAGCUCCUCCUGAGAGCCACCGUGUUUGCCCGCAUGACUCCGGACCAGAAGACUCAGCUGGUGCAAGCCCUACAGAGCAUCGAUUAUUGUGUCGGGAUGUGUGGGGAUGGUGCUAACGAGUGGGGUGAGGCCCUUAAAAAAGCUCACAGUGGGAUUGCUCUGUCUGAGCUGGAGGCCUCUGUGGCUUCCCCCUUCACCUCAACAAUCCCAAACAUCUCCUGCAUUACCAACCUCAUCAGGGAGGGCCGUGCUGCUCUUGUCACGUCUUUCUGUGUGUUUAAGUUAAUGGCUGUCUUCAGCCUCAGCUGGUUCUGCAACAUGAUUAUGCUCUUCAUGGUUGGCGACGGAUUUGGGGACUUCCAGUACAUUUUUAUUGACUUUGGCAUUAGUAUGUUUAUCCCCUUUACAAUGAGCCUGAACCCUGCAUGGAACACGCUGGUGCGUCGUACGCCUCCAUCCUCUCUGCUUUCUGGGCAGAUGCUUUCCUCAGUUUUUUCUCAGAUCCUCAACAACGUGCUCUUCCAGUGCAUGGCGUUCCUCUUAGUCCAACAACAGAGUUGGUAUCAAACACCUGAGUCAAUCGCGUGCAACGAGACCGGCUUCAGCUUCAAUGAAAGUGAAGCUGAAGAAACACAACGCUUUAAGAGCUUUGAAAACACAUCCAUAUUCUAUGUCUCCACUUUGCAGUUCUUGAUUGUAGCCAUUGUCUUCUCCAAAGGAAAACCCUUCAGGAAACCAAGUUAUAAAAACUGGUCUUUUGUGUUAACCUGCUCAAUUCUGUAUGCAUUUAUCUUGUUCAUCAUGCUGCAUCCAAUUUCGGUAUUUGAGGACCUAAUGGAGAUUGGAUGUCUUCCCUACGACUGGCGCAUUACACUUCUCAUCAUUAGUAUAACGCAUGCUGUUGUGUGUUGCACAGUGGAGAUGGUGAAUGACCGUUGGGGCUCAGCCUUCUUCCUCUCGACUUGCUGUCGGCAAAACCGUCCUCCAAAGAAGAAAUACAAAUGUCUAAAACUCCAGGAUGAGGCUGACUGGCCUCCCGCACCGUCAACUAUCACCUUUGCCAACACUGCUCAGUACCACAGGUCUGUUACCUUUUGACAUGCACCAGGGCUGGUGCGGGGGGAAAGAAAAAAUCAGCUCUUGCAUUUUUUUAAUGCACUUCAUAAUUAACAGAGCACCACCUACUAUUAAUGUAUUCCUCCACAAAUAAAUGUAUUUCCCUAUUAUUCCAAGCCCAACGCAAAUUUUUGUGGUGAUUGAUGUACUACAUCUAAAGCAGAGGUGUCAAACUCUUGGCCCAGGGG
Syngnathus acus (greater pipefish) is the source of this 4416-nucleotide messenger RNA. RefSeq names its product probable cation-transporting ATPase 13A3. Gene Ontology annotation, cellular component: late endosome membrane. NCBI's taxonomy places the organism in Eukaryota, Metazoa, Chordata, Actinopteri, Syngnathiformes, Syngnathidae. The record is from RefSeq and is a predicted model, not a curated record. Gene Ontology annotation, biological process: polyamine transmembrane transport; intracellular calcium ion homeostasis. Gene Ontology annotation, molecular function: polyamine transmembrane transporter activity; ATP hydrolysis activity; ATP binding.